Messenger RNA from Elaeis guineensis (African oil palm), 839 nucleotides. Its product is annotated as non-specific lipid transfer protein GPI-anchored 14. The record is from RefSeq and is a predicted model, not a curated record. Lineage: Eukaryota; Viridiplantae; Streptophyta; Magnoliopsida; Arecales; Arecaceae.
AGCAAAGAGAGAACCACCGUCCAUAAGAAAGGGGGAAAGAACGAAUUCAAUAUCCUUCCGCACGACGGAAAGAAAUAAGGAGCCGUAGAGAGAUGGCCUUGGCCAAGUCCUCCAUUCUGCUUUUGUUGCUGCUCCUGUCGACGGUGCCAGCUCCAUGCCCUGCGACGCUGGAGGAGGACGAGAAGGAGUGCGCGGACCAGCUGCAGAAUCUGGCAUCGUGCGUGCCGUACGCGAGCGGGAGCGCGCCGAAGCCCACGCCGGAGUGCUGCGCGGACGCGGAGAAGCUGAGGGCCAGCCAGCCCAAGUGCCUGUGCGUGCUCAUCGUGGAGAGCACCGAUCCCUCCCUCGCCCUCCCCAUCAACACCACCUUAGCUCUCCACAUGCCCGCCGCCUGCAACAGCGACGCUAAAGUCUCCAACUGCCCCAGUAUUCUGAAGCUGAAUCCGAGCUCACCGGAAGCCAAGAUAUUUAGGGAUGCGACGGCCUCGACGAGUCCUUCAUCCGCUGCUUCCUCAUCUUCGGGUUCUUCUGAUGCGGGUCCGGCUUCUAGUGGGGAGUCGGGGUCUAAAACGGCACCUACUAAUGGGGGAGGGGGACUGGAGAGCUUUGUGGGUGCAGGUGUUGCUAGUCUGGUGGUCUGGAGUGCAGUGCUUUUUAUUUGAGAGACCGUGAUGCUGCAAUGUAAUGUAUCACGCAUGGUGCGGAACUAGAGGCUGUUACGCCACCCGUCCAUGCAUGGAGAGCAAGUUGAUGACAUGAUGCCACCAAGGUUUUGCAUGGACGGUGUGCAAGCCACCACAGUGUCGUCUAAUAAUCUUGAAAUUCUGAUUUGUAAUAAA